CAUUUACACAAGUGUAUAGAAACAAUGGAUCAGAGGAUAAUUACGUUGACUAGCCUUAUUCCAACAAUAAGCUUGGACAAUUGCUUGGAAAUUAGCAUCACACGAAAGUUCAAGCAUUUAGGUGUGUUAUCAAAGAGUGGUGUACUCUCUGUUUACUUAAUUUCUCGAAAAAUUGACUGUGUACAGAGACGGAUUUGGCGAAGUUCAAAUGAAGUCAACAGUUUUACAUUUUCUGAUGAUGGAAACCAGAUGGCAGUUGUUUACAAACAACACUCUUGUGAAGUAUUUCAAAUUAAUGAGACUAAUUUGGAACUGUUAUUUGCUGUUGCAUCAGAUGUCUUUUGUGGAUUGCUCUCUUCCUGGGAUCUUGAUAAAGGAGAAAUAAAAGAUAUAUCUGUGCUGUCAUGUGUGAAACAUGAUAUAGUGUUAUGUGUUGACAAGAGAUACCUUCUGUACCUAACUUGGAGAUAUCCAGAAGUUUUAAAUUUAGGCAAGAAAGUUCACAUACCAUCCUGCAUAUAUUUUACACAGAGUCGAGAUUACAUCUUUAUUCUUACAGUUGGAGGAAACAUAUCAUUUUACUCAAUUGAAAAUGGUCAAAAUGUUGGUACUUUCAACAUUUAUGCUGUGGUGUCCAGCAACACUGAAGAAUCGUAUCACUUUACUGCAAUUAGUGUGACUGGAGAUGGAAGAAAAAUUGCAGUUGCUGAUGAGAAGAGCAAUGUUUUCAUAUUAAAUGCUGAAAGUUUUUUCAGGAUCAGAAGCUAUCAGGAAGAAACAUGGGAUAGCAGUUCUAGCACCAUGUCCAUGUAUUCAGGCUCUUCUUCUAUUUCUAAGUCAUCUGCUAGUCUCCAGAAAUCAACCAUAAAGAGUGAUGACUCGGUGUCACUGAAUGUUCCUCAGGUUUCAAGAAAGGAUAAAAUUUUCUCAUAUAAAACAACAUGGAAGACUUACCUCAAUUCACUGGCAAUGAAAGAGGGUAAUUCACAAGAGACUGCGGAUAUGGCAUGUUUAUGUACAAAGCAGAGAACAAAUGUAUGUGCAGUAAAGCUGGUGAACCUAUGUAAUACGUAUCAGAACUCAUAUAUUAAGUCCUUCCACCUUAGUGAUAGUGGACUUAGAGUAUGGUUCAUGGAUUCUGACUCAUCUCUGGGUGGUAUGUUCAGGAUUUAUGACAGCACUUCCGGUGUUUGUAUCGCUGAAGUUGAGGUUCCUGAUGAUGCAGUUGUGGUAGCUGGAGGCUUUAUGGAUCACAUCGAUGCCAUUCUAUCAUCAAACAAGUUAUCAAUGUUCCUUGGAAACAUUUCACGGGAUGCCUUCAUAAAUAAGAUAAUGCAGUGUAUGGACACUGAAACAGUCAGUCAGCUGUUACAGGGUGAAGAAUGGAAAGACUUGACUGUGCCAUUAUCUGCACUGUCUGAAAGUCUGAAACAACAUCAGAUGGAUGUUGCUCGUUUAUCAUUUGGUUUGCACUCACAAGCCUUCAAGAAUACAUUCCAUGAAAGUCCAUCAGAUGAAAACUUCUUGAAAAUACUGAGCAAUGCAACAAAAAACAUGAAUGAUUUAUUUCAUGUUGUUGAAUGUGCUGUCAAGGAAAACUUAAGAAAUGUAGCUUUUACUUCUAACUUAAUUUUGCUGUCUUUGAACCAUGCAUAUGAACUGAUACAGUUUUUACACAACAAAAUCUACAGUGAAAGAAGAAACAGUGAAAUCUCAGAUUUCAUGGACAAACGUGAAUUAAAACACAUUGUUACAGAAAUAAUGGCACAUGUCAUAAAUUUACGAUCCCAACUUAGCAGAUACCCAAAGGAGCAAAACACUACUGUGAAUGAUUACCAACCACUUGACAGUUUGUCAGAAGAUUCAAAGCUAUUGUGGAACUCAUGGACCUCUAUGGAUGACGAAAAUAUUGUACUUGAUUCAGUUUCUAAAAAUUCUGUACCUCUGGCCCAGACAUACUUGAUUAAAGAGCGUAACUGGAAACCGCAAGGGAUAAUGACUACUAUGAGGAACAUAGUUAAUAAAAGAAUCCAUGAACUCUUGAGAGACAAAGACAUUGCACAGUCAAGAAUGCUUCUGACUAAUGUGGGUUAUAAUUCUGAAGAAGAGCUGAGAAAUUAUAAUUCUGAAGAAGAGCUGAGAAAUAUAUUUAGAAAAUCGAGUGAGAGAAAAAUACGUGAUAAUGUUGCAAAAUACUUGGUUGACCACCACUCCUUGGACCUUCUUGAAAUUGAGGCGUGGAAAUUUAUUUUGCUUUUGGAAGACCAUUUAGAGGCAGUUGAAUUUUCUGGUACCAGUGAAUUCAUGUACCAGACAACCAGUAAAAAACAAAAACAAAUGCAGAAUAAGGAAUUUUUGGGAACAGAUCAGAAGCUAACAGUGGAUGUUGUUCUUAAACAACCACCUGACUGGAAAUCAUUAGUGUUGACUGAGAUUUUCUUUAAUGUUCCAGGUUCGCAUUUACAAACCCUUCUAAAUCCAGAUGUUACUUGGAAAUAUUUACUACGUAACAACAGAGAUGAUAUUUUGAUAUGUUGGAUAGAUUCUUAUUAUAACAAUGGUAACCCUCCAGAAGAAUCAUUGGAUUGUUUACACCAAUGGGAAAAUGCUAUGAAAGAUCUUUCAUAUCAAAUGGAGAAAGAUAAUUUGUGUGUUUUGACUUCUGUUGAAGUAGCAAGAAUGUUUGCAUCAAUGGAGAUAUCACAGUCUAUGAUAGACAAUAUAAGAUCAGAAGAUGCAAUGCAGACAACGAAAGAUCUUGUAUUGGACCAUUUGAGCAGGUUUGGAGUCUUCGAUAGUCAUGAAAAAACUAGAAUUUCCAGCAUACUCAGAAGAUUUGCCAGGGCAUCAUCAUUACACAGGCUGAAGGAUAUUCUAAAUGCACCAACAGCUAAUAUAAGUCUGCAAAGUGUUCACCAGCUGUUGACAGAGCUCAUACUCAAGCAUAAAUUAUACAAUUUGCCAUAUGUGUGCUUGGAAGACAGUAAAUACACGGAAGAACAAAUUCAGGAACUGUGUGAAACAUUUCCUGAUAGUGAAAGUACCGAGUUACAUUGGUUUAAAUUGUGGCUGGCAUUCAGAGAUUUCAAUCCUAAUACUGCAGAUGCAGCAUUCAUUUAUAAUCUAAUACUUAAAACCAUACAGUACUUAGGGAAUAACAAUGUAGAAGCAUUUUUAAAACAACAUCCACUUGUUGUUAUUGCAUUGAUAAUGUUCAGUGGUGAGAGUCUCUCAGCUGUGUAUGAGCAAGGGGAGCUAGAAAACUCACCUGUAACAAAAGAAAUCUUUCAGUCAACCUUGCAGAAGUUACCUCUUUUAGAAAUGUCUCUGAUGUCUCAAAGAAAAACUGAUGAAGUGCCAGAUAUCACAGUGUAUGAAUUACUGCAGAAUUGUACACCAUUUGAUAGUCAGAAAUUUUUUUCUUGGCAGCAGACUGAGGCAGUGGAUCUGCCACAUUUUUCAAUGCCAAAAUUGGUCUCUAAAUAUGGAUACAAAUGUAAAUUGGAUUACUUGUAUUAUUUGAAACAAGGACGGCCAAGUUUUGCUGCAAAUACUUUUUUAGUAGAACAGUUCAAGUGCCACAAGAGGAAAUCAAAAACGAUGACGAGGCAAGCUUCAAGCUAUGCUCAUGGUGUGGCAUUACAAAAUUUCAGAGACACUUGUAUUACAAGUGCUUGUGUAUCAUUUGUGGAAAUGUUGGGUGCCAACUCAGAAGUUAUGAGAGUACAUAUCACAGCUGCAAAUAAAAUCUUAGAUUAUUUGGUUUCAGAAGAACAAACUUCAACAACAAAUACUGAAUUAUUAGUGGAAAAAGUUGCUUUGCUUAUGCAUGGACUAAUUGUGAAAAAUCCUGAGGCUCCUGUUGAAAUCUUAUCUUUGUUACAAUCUGCAUUGCUGUGUGACUCAGCAAUUCCACAGUCUGACAGUGACUCAGAAAAGGUUGUUAUAAAAGCAAUUAUUCAAUGGGAACUUGCUGUAAAAUUUGCAAAAAUCCACAAAAUAAAACUUCCAGAAGGUUUUUUGAAUUGUUGUGCCAAGAAAGAUAUGUGGUUGCCUUUUUUGAUGUUUGUUGAUAUCCAUCAGUAUCCCAUUCCUCAGGUGCUGGAACUGACAAAAAGCUUUAAAUCCAAGACACUGCAAGAACAUUUAUAUCAUGCAGUGGAAAGCAACAUCACAACCAAGUCACAAGAAAGCAUAGCAGCAAGGAAACUGACUCAAGAUUCAAGAAAGCAAUAUUACUCUAAGAUUGGAUUUAAAAAGGGAAAAGCCAUCAAUGCUCCCAGUACAAGCACAGACACCUGCAGCAGCUCCAGCGAGGACAUGUACUCUUCACAGACAUCAGCUGAUGGCACACCUGUAAUUAGUGACAGUUACAGUGACAACUUGCUGUUGGUGCUUCUUCAGUGCCACAAUAGCCCUGAUCCACCAAGAGCACUUCUGUCUUCCUCACUUUUGUUGAGAAACCCUAUUCUUUCAGUCUUUGCAAACUGUUACGAGCCCUCAUCAGUUGUAGAAUGCACAUGUACCUGGCUGCUUUCGUCACUUCCACCAAAAAAUGCUUCCACCCUUUCACAAAAGCUUGAAUUGGCUCUUCGACAACAGCUGUGGACCCACCGUGAACUGCAGUUAGUAGUGGAAGAAACUGUUCGAGCUCGUUUCUUACCAACUUUAGAAAGAGGUUUCAAGAUAUUUUUGCCGGAUAAUCCUCUGUGCACCUUUAGUACCUUCUUGAGGCUCUGUGUUACAAAUCAAGAUUUUGGUGGCAGUUCAGUGACUCUGAAGCUUUUCAAAAAUAUGUGUGUAAACUUGAGGAAAAAGGCAUCCCUCAAAGAUAUUGAUACACCAGAUGAUGCAUUCCUAACAAAUGGUUAUUGGCUGUCAUAUAUAUCUAUUCGCCUGAUUGCUAUUGUUGCUGCUAACUGCUUUACAUCGACAUUCUGUCAGCAGCAAUUUCUGCGAACAUUACGUGAUUCUGGAUUUUCAGAUAAUUUACCAGAUGCACCUGAUUUUCAUUAUUUACUGGAGGUUGUACAGUGCUUAGCAGAUAGUAAUGUCAGGCCAGAUUUGGAAGUCCUUUGUUCAGUAAAUGUUGAUGACCACAAACAAGAAAUUCAGCGCUGCAUAAGUGAACUUCUACAAGAAAAAUCUCACCAGAAAGCACUAAAUUUGGCAGCAAUUACAGGGAUACCAAAAGAUGACAUUUUCAUUGCUCAGUGUUUGUAUGAUUAUACUGCAUUAAACCAAUCUGAAAAUAUUGAAGAUGUAGAAGAUUUCUGGAAAAAAUGGCACAACAUAUUUUCAGAUGAACAAGUAAAUGCAGCACUAGUCGCAGAGUUCUUUCGCAAAUGUUCGCAAGCUGCAAAAACACUCACAGAGAGAUACUGCAUCCUGCACUUGUCAUUAAUGUGGUACCAGAAAGCGAGACUAAGCAGUGGCAUCUUGGACCGACAAAUUGAAGAUGAAGUUGAAUUUGAAAUGUGGCUGUGCUGGAUUCAUUUAGAUACAAACUCGCAGACAGUUCCUGAGAGUAAUGUUACUCAGAAGCUCUGCUAUUUAAAAACACAGUUGCUGGAGUUAUCAGGAGUUGACAAAAUUCAGCAGUCAAAAACUUUAGAAAUAACUGAGGAAAUACUGAAACUUGAUUCUGUUAUAGGAAAAUUGCUAGACCAGGGUGACAUAAUUUCGUGUUGCAGGCUGCAGAAGUUUUUCAUACAUAAAAAUCAGGACUUGCAACUUAUUCUAAUGUGCAUGGAUUUAGCUGAAGGUCAGUUAACACCAUAUCAGCUUCCAGCGGAAUAUAGGGCUUUGUUGAAUCCAGAGCAACCUAGAAACGUAACAGGAGGAUACAAGAAAAAAUCAGUGAGGUCAAAACGACUUUCUUCUAUGUCAUCAGCCUCAUAUAGUCUUCUUAACUACAGCAUAAGUACUGACCAAGCAGAUGAUUCACAGAAAGAAUAUCAGGACACACUCUGUCUCCUCGAGAAGCUUGCCGACUGUAUAGAACAUGGGAAACAUCUCGCUUCAAGAAUAAUUGCGUACUAUCGAGUCUCUGUAAAUUUGGGGCUGACUUAUAAGCAUGUAAUUAGUUUGGAAGAUCCACUAUCGCUAAUCAGAACUGCUGUUGAAAAUGACACUAUAAAUAAAUUAGUAGUUGUGAAUGAUCUUGUAUGUUGUGCUGGAUCUACUGAUGAAGAAAUAGCUGAACUUUUGUGUUCAGAAAUUGUGGCAGCCAUCACUAGGCAGCAUUUGCAAGGUGGUAACCAAAAUCCAGAUAUAGUUCGAUUAUGGGGCUAUGAUUUAGAUGCAAAUUUCCAUAUGAUAUUGGAACUUUGUGAAAAUCCAUCAUUGUUGGGAUCACAGCUGUUGGAAGUUUCGAAUAGAUUUGGAUCUAGUCAAGGGGAAACUGCAUAUAAAGUGCACAAAGUCAUCAUUGAGUUAGUGAUUCGAGCACAUGAUUGUUUUACUGCUGCUUGUGAUAUGGAAGGAAUAGCAUCUGUGCUCAGAAAGUCUCGUAUACUUACAACAAGUCUGUCGAAGAAGGAAGAAUGGGGACUGAUGGUCCGCUUACUUACUGGUGUUGGUCGGUAUAUGGAAAUGACUUACAUUUUCCAGAUACUGAAAGAAAAUGCACAUUUUGAACUUCUGCUUGGAAAAGGACUUGACAAGGUCCGUGGUUUAAAGGUGGCCCUACUAGAUUUCUUGCGACAGUUCUGUCCUCAAGAUAAGGAUCUCUUCCGUCUGGUUGUUCUCCAUUUUAGUAUGUUUGGAGAUGCUGCAAAUUUGUGGGAAGCUGAUGCUGAUGAAGCCAUAAGUAGUGCGCUGACCUCAGUGGACGAGAACAGGCAAUUACCUAAUACAAGUGAUGUUAAACAGUUGCUUCAGAAAGCUGUAAUUAAUUAUAGUGAUGCAGCACGGUAUUACUUGAAGGCUAACAAACUCAUAAAAGCUAUGGCAAUAGCUCAUAAAGCAGAGCUAGUUGCUCUCCAAAUAUCUUUACUGAAUUCUGUGCCUGCAGGCCAGUUGGUGAAUUUAUUGAUUAACUUGACUGCAAUGGAAGUUUCUGAUGUGAUAGUUAACAAAUUGAGCUUCCCACAAGCUUGCAUUUUAGCCCGGGCUUACAACCAUCCAACUGACUGGGGAGCAGUGCUGUACCAGCAUUGCAUUGUCAACAGAGAGGCAACAUAUUUCUCAGAAUUUACCCACAGCAUGACACUCACAACUGCUCAUGUAGAGGAUAUAGCUAGAAGAUUCCAGAUGGAGCCAAAUGUGACACAGGACAUGGCACAAGAAAUGAAAAAAUUCAUUUUACAUGCUCCUAGUGUUGAAGUCAGAUAUCGAAUUGCCAGUCAGCUGGGAUUCAAAGACAUUAUUCAGAGUCUUCUUAAUGGGCCUGAGGUAGCAUAUCUGAAAGACACUAUAUGGAGAAAAGGUUUUAGAAGACAUAACGUUCUAUAAGAUUAGAAAGAAUUUUGUGAUCAAUUAUUGUGCACGUCACAGACUUCCUGUUGCCAGGAUAAGAUAUUACCAUUACUGACCCAUAUUAUUUUAUAAAUUAUUUAUUCUUUAUUUAACGUGACACAGGAAGUCAUUUACCUAGAGAAAUAAUUAGUCAUAUCUCACCUAACAUAGUGACAUUUGUGCUAGAUAUGUAAUUUUCUGUCUACAGUAUUCAUAAUUGGGUCUGCAGGAUAAACUGUGCCCUCACACUUGAUUUUCAAUUCUGCUAACACCAAACACAAGAGUUUUUUUUUUUUACUUUAAACAGUAAAAGCAAUUUAACAUUAUCUAUGUGCAUGCAAACCAAUACCUUGAAGAUGAAAGUUUUAAUUCAUCAGUAUGCACAUAAAAAAAGUGCAACCAUUCUUGUUCAAAGCAAGAUGUGCUACCAUAUGUUUAGAACUUAACAGUGAGUCCACUAUACUUGCAUGUGUUUCUCUCUGUCUUAACACUUCAUUUUUAAAAUGACCAGAGAUCUCUUCUCUCAAGAAAUGUUUCAUAUUAGAACAAUAUUAUGAAAAGGAUAGCUGCUACUCAUCACGUAAUGGAGAUGCUGAGUCACAGAUAGGCACAAGAAAAAGACUUCGGAGAUGGAACAUACAUACCCGCAUUCACACAAAUGCAACUCACAUGCACAUGACUGCAGUCUCUGGCUGCUGAGGCCACAGCAGCCAGAGACCAUGGCCAUGUGUAUGUGUGAGUUGGAUUUUCAUGAAUAUGUUUUUGUACGUUCUGUUUCCGAUGAAGGCCUUGUUGGCCAAAAGCUCAUUUUCUGACAGUCUUUUUGUUGUGUUUAUCUGCGACUCAGCUUCUGUGCUAUAUGGUGAGUAGCAACUAUCCUUUUCAUAAUAUUGUUACAUUCCAACCUGGAUUUUCUUUUAGAACAUUUGCAUUUUAAGGAAAUUAUAUUUCAAAUGACAUGAAGAAAAGCACAUUAUAAAUAUUUAUUAAAACGUUACUUACUCUGACUUUAAUAUCACCCUGUUUCCUUUUUAUUACAAAACAAAUUUGCCAGGUGGUAUGAACAGGACAAGAGAAACACUUGUUUUCCAGAAUGAAUAUAUAGGUAAUUUUAAUAAUAAUGUUAAUGACAUAUAUUUCAGUUUAAAUCUAAAUAUGAACAUUUUACAAUACAGUGUUUGCAAUUGACAUUUCAAUAACAUCAUGUAAUUUUAUUUUCUUAUUUCAUGUAAAGCAUCACAUUUUAUAAUCAAUACACUGAAAAGUAACCAUAUUUGUGCACAAAAAUUUUUUACCUGGGGUAAAAGUUUGGUUUCUAUGAGUCGAUUCUCAAGUAUGUUGUUUACAUCACUCUAAAAUAUAUGUAUAUGCUACACAAGACAUUUUAACAUUGUUUAACAUUAUGAAGCUGUGAAUACUGUCUACUACUCAUAAGGAAUGCUGUGACAGGCUUUCCACAAAUAAUGAAAAGAAAAGUGAAGGGGUGAAUCAUUCACUCCAAUAUAUUUAAGAAUAGUGGUUUGGUGUGUAUAUGCACCACACUGAAAUUGGUAGAACUCUAGGAAGAUACUGAUUUGGUUGACUUGAAUGUAACUUCUGCUUAUCCAGUGAAAUAGACUAGAAAGUGAAGGCAGACAUGUUUAUAGUGCUGAAAAUGUUUGUGAGGAUGUUUCAGUACUUUAAUUCAUUGUGCUCAAUGUUAUGUCCCACUUCAUAUUUUAUGUAACCAUAGGAAAAGAUUAAAAACUGGUAACAUUUUGAAAGUCAUUUCAUCAGCAGCACCCAGAUUUUAAUCAUCAAGCUGUAAGAUAAUUUUGUUAAUUUCUUAGAGUUAUGCAGCAAUACCGUCUUGACAACAGAUGUGGUAUUACAAUUACCAACAGCUCAUGGUUUCUUAUUAUAAGCUUCUGUACUUCAAAUAGUGAGUAAGUUAGGAGUAUGAAACUUUAUACGCACAACAGUCAACUAUGCAUGCUGUGCCUUGUGCUAUAUUAUUGUGAUAAAAUGAUAAUUAAGUGCCUUAAUUUCAAUAGUGUCUGAAGAAUGACAACAUUGAACAACAAUAUUGUACUGAAUUAAAAUAUUGUACUGAAAAAUCAAAUAUUCCAUGUUCCUAUUAGUGUUUAAUGAACUAUAAAUAAAUACUUAUGAAUCUCCAAGUAGUUUGUAUAUACUGUUUUAUGCAUUUAUAUUAUUAAGAAAGAUUAUGAGAGUGUUG
Schistocerca piceifrons (Central American locust) is the source of this 9676-nucleotide messenger RNA. Its product is annotated as spatacsin. Lineage: Eukaryota; Metazoa; Arthropoda; Insecta; Orthoptera; Acrididae. The transcript has 35 exons. Gene Ontology annotation, cellular component: synapse; dendrite; cytoplasm. Gene Ontology annotation, biological process: synaptic vesicle transport; axon extension; axo-dendritic transport. Gene Ontology annotation, molecular function: protein binding. The record is from RefSeq and is a predicted model, not a curated record. Bases 25 to 7455 code for a protein of 2476 amino acids.